Amaranthus tricolor (Joseph's coat) is the source of this 878-nucleotide messenger RNA. RefSeq names its product ATP synthase subunit delta', mitochondrial-like. Lineage: Eukaryota; Viridiplantae; Streptophyta; Magnoliopsida; Caryophyllales; Amaranthaceae. Gene Ontology annotation, biological process: proton motive force-driven ATP synthesis. Bases 119 to 622 code for a protein of 167 amino acids. The transcript is spliced from 2 exons. The record is from RefSeq and is a predicted model, not a curated record. Gene Ontology annotation, molecular function: proton-transporting ATP synthase activity, rotational mechanism.
AUAAUUAUACAAAUAACUCCAAACAUAACCAUCACCAACUCUAAAAAACCUUCACUUCACUUGAUACUAAUCACUCCCCCACCCACCUUUUCUCUCCGACUUGCAAACCGAGCGAUUAAUGCCGCCGCCGGCUUCACUUCUCGCCGGCGCCGUCACCAAGUCGAUGAAGGCGCCGGCGACUACAACGGAAUUGUUUAAUGAAACUUGGAAAAAAGUGGUCUUACUCAUCAACCCUUCGAAAAUUCCUCUUUGUUUUCAUUUACCCAGUUCUUUUCUUCCCAAACCCACUCUUAUUUUUUGUUUUUCUUCCUCUAUUGAAACUUCCAAUGUAGAGGUUGAUUUGUUCGUCGUGCCAACUGGGCAGUUGGGCAUUCUUCUAGGGCACACAGCAACCAUGACAGAACUGAAUUGUGUCGGUGAUGGCUGCAUCUUCAACCAUCCAAACUCGGUUGUAGACACAGUAACAGUCGAGGUUGUUCCUAUCGUUAGAAUCUAUCCAGACUUGGUUCAAAAGGGGCUUGCCGAAUUUCACACAAGUCGAGUUCAGCUACUACUGAUUGUAUUCGAUUCCACAAUGCCCUGCAGUCUGCUCUUGCAAGUUAAUGCCGAAAAACUAGUAUGAUCCUUCCUAGGCCUUUAGUCUUCCUCAUUGUGUGACAAAGUGUAUUGGAACUGUAAUCUCGUUGGCCUUAACUAGAAAUUGCGAUUUUUUCUUGUAUUUUUAACAUGCACAACUUAAGAGUCAAUCAAAAACACCACCUUUGUUAUUGUAAGGACAACAUUGCGUAUAUUCAACCCUUUAAACCUUGCAUAGGCAUAUUGUUGUGUUAGCGUGCGCUAUGCCGCAAUCAAUCGGUCAAUGAAGUUAGGUUUCUCGA